UGAACACUCCAGCACCAGAGCCUGUGUGAUCUUGGAGCUGAACAAUGAAGCUGCUACUUGUUGCCCCUCUCCUCCUGUUUGCCCUAACAAUGUUGGAAGCCCGACCAAAGCCUGCAGCACUAAAAUGUAAGACAGGACCUCUGGACAUCGUGUUUGUGAUUGACAGCUCCCGGAGUGUGCGCCCCUUUGAGUUUGAGACUAUGCGGAGGUUCAUGAUUGACAUCAUCCACAACCUGGAUGUGGGGCUCAAUGCCACGCGAGUGGGGGUGAUCCAGUACUCCAGCCAGGUCCAGAAUGUCUUCUCCCUCAAGACUUACUUCAAGCGGGCUGACAUGGAGAAAGCCAUCAACAGCAUUGUGCCACUAUCCCAAGGUACCAUGACAGGGCUGGCCAUCCAGUAUGCCAUGAACGUGGCCUUCACCACCCAGGAGGGGGCACGUGAGCUUCACAAGAAGAUACCCCGGGUGGCCGUCAUUGUGACAGAUGGGCGGCCCCAGGAUCGUGUGACAGAGGUGGCAGCCCAGGCACGGGAUGCUGGCAUUGAGAUCUAUGCCGUGGGUGUCCAGCGGGCAGACAUGAACUCCCUGAGGGCCAUGGCUUCCCACCCACUGGAGCAGCACGUCUUCCUGGUGGAGUCUUUCGAUCUCAUCCAGCAGUUUGGCAAGCAGUUCCAGGACAAGCUGUGUGGUGUGGAUAUGUGCACAGAGCUGGAUCACGGCUGCCAACACACUUGUGUCAGCGUUCCAGGCUCCUUUUACUGUGGAUGUAACCCAGGAUACAAGCUCAACGCUGAUGGAAAGACAUGUUCCGCCAUUGAUGCCUGUGCUGAUGGGAAGCAUGGCUGUGAGCACCAGUGUGUCAGUGCGCGUGGGUCUUACACCUGCCGCUGCCGGUUGGGUUACUCCCUCAAUGAUGAUAAAAAAACCUGUACUGCGAUUAAUUACUGCAACUUUGGGAACCACAGCUGCCAGCACGAGUGCGUGAGCCUUGUGAAUGGGUACUAUUGCCGCUGCAAUGAUGGCUUCACUCUGCAGGCUGAUGGCAGAUCAUGUCAGGCUACUGACCUUUGCAAUGGAGUAGAUCACGGCUGUGAGUUUAAGUGUGUCAGUACAUCAGGCUCUUACCACUGCGUUUGCCCAGAGGGACAGCAGCUCCAAACUGAUGGGAAGACAUGUAACAAGUGCAAGGCAGGGCACAUUGACCUAGUGCUGGUGAUUGAUGGCUCUAAGAGCGUCCGGCCCCAGAACUUUGAGCUGGUGAAGCAGUUUGUGAACCAGAUUGUAGAUUUCCUGGAUGUGUCACCACAUGGCACACGUGUGGGACUGGUCCAGUACUCCAGCCGUGUGCGCACCGAGUUCCCACUCAACAAACACAAGACAGCAAAUGAUGUCAAGGCGGCUGUGAUGAAGGUGGAGUACAUGGAGAAGGGCACCAUGACUGGCUUGGCUCUCAAGCACAUGAUUGAGCACAGCUUUUCUGAGGCAGAAGGUGCCAGGCCACUGUCCCAGAACAUACCCAGAAUUGGGCUGGUCUUCACUGAUGGACGUUCCCAGGAUGAUAUCUCUGAGUGGGCCAGGAAGGCAAAGGAAUCGGGAAUCGUCAUGUUUGCAGUUGGGGUUGGAAAAGCUGUGGAAGAGGAGCUGAGGGAAAUCGCCUCCGAGCCCGUGGAGCAGCACUUUUCAUACUCUGCUGAUUUCAGCACCAUGACCCAUAUCGUUGACAACCUCAAACUUAACAUCUGCCCUGAGGAGGGCAAAGGAGAGACUGAAAUCCGGAGUCCAUGCGAGUGCGAGGCCCUUGUGCAGUUCCAGUCAAACACCGUGGCCAUCCUGGAGAGCCUGACAGAGAAACUUGCUCAGAUGACAGCCAGACUCGAAGAUUUGGAAAACCAGAUUGCCAAAAAGAAGUGAUCUCUUCACAUGGCCAGGAAGCACUCAAGCUUGGGGUACAGAAACAUACUGUAGCUACACAUCAUUCUUAUUUCUAGGUUAUUGUAAAGGGCCAUUGUUUGUUCUUAUGUCACAAAAUCCUGAGAGGGACUCAGAGAUCUAAAAGAAAAAAACAAAAAAACCCUGUUCCAAAAGUAAGUGGAAUCAACCUUCAAUGCUGGUCCAUUCCUCUGGGACGAGGCGCAGCAAGCGUGGCUGGCUUGGACAUUCAGAGAGGAAACAGGCAACAAGUUGCAUGGCAUCAGGGAUGAAUCGAUAGCAGCUGGCCUCUGGCUUCUUCACGGAGGACCAGAUCCGAGGGUUUCCAUUAGGCAGCAGAAAUGCUUUGCAAAGGCAGCAGUUCCAUCCUGGAGGUUUCCUGCAGCUCAGCUCUCACUUCAAACAGUUCUUAGACUUGGUGUUGAUGGGGAAGGGAGUUUCCAAUGUUCCCACUCUGUGUGGGACGUGCUGUUUGCUGCCCUGCUCAUCCUCAUUGGAAAGUGAGAGCUCCUUCAGCAACCUCUUUGUCUCUAAAGCUUUUUGCUUGCAUUGCACUUGAAUUGAAUAUUUGAUUCCAUUAAAGGGGAGAGAACUCCAAAUAGAAACCAGACAAAACAGAUGAUCAAAUGCAGCUGGAAUAUUCCUGAUUGAAUCUCCUUUUCACCCAUGAUUUUGGCAGAUUGUUGCAGAAUUUAUCAUCUUGUUUUCUAUCCAAUAUAAAUAUAUAUAUAGAAAAAUA
This is a messenger RNA of Gavialis gangeticus (Gharial), 2667 nucleotides long. RefSeq names its product matrilin 4 (gene MATN4). Gene Ontology annotation, molecular function: calcium ion binding. The transcript is spliced from 10 exons. The coding region runs from base 45 to 1910 and encodes 621 amino acids. Lineage: Eukaryota; Metazoa; Chordata; Crocodylia; Gavialidae. The record is from RefSeq and is a predicted model, not a curated record.